Molecule: messenger RNA, 4807 nt
Organism: Drosophila arizonae
Lineage: Eukaryota; Metazoa; Arthropoda; Insecta; Diptera; Drosophilidae
Gene: Pif1B
Product: PFTAIRE-interacting factor 1B
Source: RefSeq, a predicted model, not a curated record
AUGGAGCCCAAUCUCACCAAUUCACUCCGACGAAUGAGUGGACAGCUGCCAUGUAUUGGUGAAUCAGAAUUCGCCUCUUCGAGUCGGUACUUCCCCUUGGACACAGUCUUCGAAACUGACGUGAGUUGCCGCAAAACGGAAGAAACCAUGAAAGAUGAGGGAACUAGACGACAAUGCGCGUGCGAUAAAAAUGAUAAUGCUGCCACUUUACAAAGCAUGCAGCCCAAUAUGGUUGACCCAGUCGAAGCUUCCUGUGAGCAGAAGGAGGAAGUCCUAGAAUCGAGUUCAAGUGAACUGACCUGUCUGUGUAAAAUGGAAAAGACAGGCGUGCCACCAAGCACUUCUCGUCCCCAGAAGAUCAACGCUGGCUACUACAGUUGCGCAUCCGGCGCCAGUCAACUGGUUGAUAAUCGAAGUAAGGGCAUCUUUGGUCUUAAGGAUGAAAAUCAAAGCGGUCCGUGUCAGUCAACCCUUGGGGAUGGAGGACCACAAAGAUCUGAAGCUGCGAAAGCUCAAAGCUGUGAAUGUGGUAGCCAGGACCAAGAAAAACUAAGCCCAGUAGCAGUUUGUCAGAGCUCAGCGCCAUCCGAAAAUGUUCCAGAGUGUUCAGACUUUCAGGAGGAGACGGUUGGUGAGCAACAGUAUGAAGAGCCUGACGAUCAGCAGCCAUGUCCGCCACCACCCUGCCCACCACCACCAUGUCCACCUCCACCAAGUCCACCAGCAUCAUGCCCGCCACCGCAGCCAUGCCCACCACCACCGUGUCCACCACCAUGCCCACCAAAACCAUGUCCAGCAUCAGCUUCUGCCAAUCAAUAUAUAAAAAAUGAAGACUACUUGGAAAUGGAAUCGAUUUGUACAACUAAGGCAAGCAAACCAAGCCAUUUGAUGGAUACAAGUGUGAAGAGUGAACGGUAUUUCAAUGUGGACACCAGUCACAUAACGACGUCAAUUAAUUGCAGCAAAGUUGUCCAAGGUAAAGGAAAUAGCGCCAAGAUGGAAUACAAUGCAGCGCCUUGUACUCAGAAGUCAUCGAUGGGUUACACGGACAAGACCUCGUCUCGUUCGCAGUCUUUCAUGGCGAACGUCACGUGCUUGUGCACGUCCAUUGAUAAGAUGAAGCUAUGUCCGACUGGUCGGGAAGGUCCACCAUUUAAGAGAAUUCAGGAUAAGAAAGCCGAGCCUAGCUGCAAUGCAUCUCAGAGCACAAAGGUUGUGUUUAUGAACUGCGGGGACAAGUUCCGAGACUGCAAUUCCUCGUCCGACACAUCCGUAUGCAAGAAUUCAUCCUGUGUUUGCGCAAAUACACAGAGCGCGGAUGGUAGAGCCCAACAAAAAUCACAAUCAAGAUCAGUUUGCUCAAAGUCUUUGGGUCCUUCGAUGUCCGCCGUAAACGCUGAGCAAGAGAAAUGCUCAAAAUGCUCUUCUUCCCCUAAUGAACAAUCGGCAAGCAAAGACUCCAAAUCUUGUAUAACGACUUCGGAUCAUCUCAUUGAGACGAAAAAGUCUAGCGGACUUUUUGAUUGUUGUUUACCUGGUCGAAAGUCAAAAACCAAACAGUACGAAGAGCCACCCUGUGGCCCGUCAUGGGAAGAGCCCUGUCAACAACCGGAUGUCAUCUAUUGUGAUUAUUGUGCUCCUGAACCUCCUUGCAGUCAAGAUCAUGUUCAGCAACAAGAUAGCGUCUAUCAAUCUGAAUGCGCGAUAGAGCAUGGAAUGCAGAAAUACCAACAACAACAUCAGAAGCGGCACGACGACUAUUGUGAGUGCGGUCCGGAACAGCCCAAUUGGACUGUUCCUUGCGAUCAACACCAGAACCAAAGCCAGCAGGAUAUCUAUUGCGAGUGCGCGUCGGACAAACAAAUGUCCAGUUUCCGAAGCUGUGAGUCUGUACCAAGGGACCGCUUAGCAAAUAUAAUAAAUUUAUUGAACGACACCAACGAUUGUCGACUGGAUCGCACGGCUGUUAUACAGGAACUGUUUCGUGAGCUCACGGCAAUGCUGCGCGAGGAGGAAGACGACGAGCAGGAGGAUAUACCACUGAGCUAUGAAGAUUGCAUGGCGGCCGUAACUUGUGGUCGAAUGCCCCCAACUAAGGUGGCGAAAUCAAGGGAUAAAGAGGAGCGUAUACAGUGCUUGGAAAAAAUGGAACAAUAUGUGGAAAAAUGUUUUCCCAGUAAAAAGACGUGUUUCCCUGUGGAACCGAUGGAAAUAGUCGCAUUCCAACCUGAUCCAGCCUUUGAUCCAUGCCGCAAAGCAUAUUCGACGGGCUCCGAGUCCAAGACUUUUAUGGGUAGCUGCACUACCGCCACAAUCUAUAAGUCCUGCGAAACGGCCGACUCAAAAUCAAAAGGAUACGAAUCUUGUGUUUGCAAAACAAGUGAAUCCAAAUCGUCCUGCUACAAAUCUUGCGAUUGCAAAUCUCGUAGUUCCAAAAGAAGCGAAUGUAAAUCUUUUCAGUCCAAGCUAACGGACAAGACCCCAUGUGAUACUGACACGAUAGGUAAAUCGUUACUGAGCGAAGAGGGUGGUAAGUCAUCCGUAUCACCUCCGAAAGCCUCAGCUUCAGGCUCUGGCUCUGGCUCAGCACAGCCGGAAGCGCGAACAGAUGAUGAAAUUCAUCUUGAAGAAGAGUGUUGCCAACUAACAGUCCGUGAGGAGCAGAGUAGCAAUAAAAGCCCUCUUGGACAAUCAAUUCAAGAGCAGAGCAGCAAUAAAAGCCCUCUAGGAGAAUCAAUUCAAGAGCAAAGCAGCAAUAAAAGCCCUCGGGGAGAAUCAGCGCAAGAGCAGAGCAGCAACAGAACGCUACGAGGAGAAUCAGAGCAUUGCAGCAGUACUGGCCGUCGAGGAGAAUCGGCACAAGAGGAAAUGAGCAACAUGAGUCAUCGAGGAGAAUCGUCAAAGGAUCGUUGCAGCGAGAGAACCCCUCGAGGAGAAUCUUCAAAAGAGCUCUGCCAAUGUGAAUCUGGAAAUUCUGGUGCGUUGCAAAAAGCUUCCUGUCAAUGCGAGUCUGAAGUGGAUGAUACAUUAAGUCCGCUUACGGAUAGAGAACGACUACUAUGCGAAUAUAUGAUGCGGCGCAUGUGUGAAUUGUGUGAAGACGAUCAGCAGCUGGAUGAGGAGGCCACAGAGCAGAUGGAUAGACCUGGAGGACCUUGCAUUUGCUGUCACUGUCGCGCGGUCGUCUGUGAUAACCAAUGCCUGACGGUCUCCAAGACACUGGAUGCAGUUAAAUAUGAUCCCGUGGCCGAAACGAAAUUUUUCAUUGAUUCCAUCAUCUGCGACUUGCAAGCCAUGAACCAUGUAAUGACCAAGAACAAGAUAAAUCCCAAGGAUCCCAAGCCCUCGGUCUGUAUGGGCAAUGCACCGGGUGACAGUUUCCCGGUGACCAUUACGAGUGUCUCCAGCCUGGGCUGUCGUGCGCUCUAUGUACGCUGGGAACUGGAGGACUGUGCCGGCAUCGGUGGCUACGAGAUAUAUGUGGAUGGCCAUUUGACCAAUCGAUUUUAUAGCUAUCGCCACGAAGCGGGCGUCGUGGCCAAUGUGGACGUGACCAAGCCGCAUCAAGUUAUUUUACGAGCCCAAGCGGUGGGUCAGGAAUUUCCCAGCGAUGGACCUGGUUGCCCCAACAAUAAGAUGGCGCCCGCCUAUCCCGAAAUGUCGGUGGGCGCCUCCCGACCCUGGACCCCGAGCAUCUUCUUUUAUGCGCCCUGAACCCUGAACAAAGUGCUAGUCAAAAGUUUCUAUUCGAGUUUUGUCCAAUCCUAUUGUCUUUCCCAUUAGUUUAAGUUUUAUCGAUUGAUUUUUGAUCUGAUCACUCUGAUGUAUCCAAGUUUUCCAUCAAACUAGCAACUAGAAGAAUCUGAAGUCCACUCAUGAUGCAUUUACUUAAAUGUGCCUUUCAAAUCAAAUGUUUUCACCGAUGUUGCACGCGUUGCUGCGUUUCUGUACGCAUUAUUAUGUACAUAAAUAGGAUGUUUGAAUCUGUUAUAUCAAGAAAUUUAGAGAUGGGCAAUGCGAACAAAUUGUAACAAUUCGAAAUUGUCUGUCUUGACAAAAUAUGAAAAAACGUUAUUAAAAUGAUAUUUUGAAACUGUUUUGCUAAGAGGCAAUCUAAAGUCGUUAUUGCACUGCACUAGAAAACAGUGUUGAGAAGUUAUCAGUGAGUGUUAAACGGAGUUGCGAAGCAACAAUUGCACCUUGUAUAUAAUAUCACAUAAUCUGUCCUGAGCAGCUAGAGUUAUGGUGAAUCACGAUUUAGAUUGAUUUGAUCACAAUAAGUCACAAUUUAUUCAAAUGAAUUGAACUCAUUUACUAAAUUUUAUUGUUGAGGACUAUCAAGUCAUAGUUAGAGAGGAGUGUGAACGAAUCACAGUUGAAUCUUGUUGAAUUUUAGAGAAUCAUAAUUGAAGAGAUAAUCAUGUCACUUUACACCGAUAUCAGGCAAUAUUAUCACAAUUAAUUACAUACGUGUAUAUUUUAUAUAAGCAUAUUGAUAAGACUCUCAAAGCAGCGCUACUCUCGCAAAAUACUCAUACACGAAAUUAUCUAUGAGGCUUCUCGGCGCCCAUCUCUAUGGAAUUUACGAAGUUACCUAUAUAUAGUUAGUCUGCCGUUUUAGGCAAGCAUAACUCUUGCAUUGCUGUAGUGAGCGUUAUCUAGGAAGCACCACACAUACUUACCACCUGGAACGUAGCAAUUGUGAACCGAGGUUCAUGCUUGAAUAUACGUAGUUUUACUCACUUAUUUAAUGCGCAUUAUUUUUACUGUGAGUGUAUACAAUAAAGUUAACAUUUAAAUGCAUGAA